This is a messenger RNA of Labrus bergylta (ballan wrasse), 3106 nucleotides long. It is a transcript of the gene krtcap3, whose product is annotated as keratinocyte associated protein 3. NCBI's taxonomy places the organism in Eukaryota, Metazoa, Chordata, Actinopteri, Labriformes, Labridae. The record is from RefSeq and is a predicted model, not a curated record.
GACGUCAUACAGGAAGUGGACAGAGGGACGUUAGGGCUUCUUCUGUGGUCGAGCAGCUACCCGAAAGUCACUGAUAUUGAUUUAUUGAAAGGAAAGUGUGUGAAGCGCGGAAGAGAUGUGCACUUUUGAUAAGGAAAAAGGGCCUGGCAGGCUGAUGAAAAUGGGAUUGACUCUCAUACUGAUCGGCCAUAUUAAUUUCAUACUUGGUGCUAUCGUCCAUGGGAAUGUUCUUCGUCACAUUUCCAAACCGAGCCAGCACAUCAGCACAGAGUACACUGUGACCAACAUCAUCGCUGUCACCUCUGGCCUGCUCAGCAUUGCCACAGGGAUAAUUGCCAUUGUGAUGUCAAGGAACCUUCAUGUGUUACAACUGCAAAUAGGACUUCUAAUAGCCUCCGUCCUGAAUGCCCUGCUCUCAGCUGCAUGUUGUGUUGGGUUCUUCUUGGCCAUCAGUAUUACUGUUGCCCACAAUGGGCAGGGUUUGAUGCUGGGAUGCAAUGACACAGAAGUGCCAAUCAAUGCUCGGUCACCAGUCAGUGCCCGAUGCCCGUUUGAUACAACACGAAUCUAUGACACCACCAUGGCUCUGUGGGUCCCCUGUACUGGGUUAGCAGCGUUUGAGACUGGACUGUCUGUCUGGUGCUUCAUUGUUGGAUUGGCUCUCAGAGGGGUGGAGCCGUGUAGGAAGAGCUACAUCAAAGAGCAGUUGGAGGGAGAGGCUGAGUGUUCUCCCUACAGCCAGAACCUGAUUGGACAGCGAUCAAACCCUGACGCCUACUGAACAAAAAAGAAGGAAAGACUCCACUCCAUAGACAAGCACAGCUAAAUCCCACAGGCAUGCUUCUUAUGGAGACUAGAUUUUAUUCAGUAGUCGGCUAGACAGAAGUAAAAUCUGUUCUAAACAAACUGUUUUUGGCUUUGUGGUAUCACAAUGCUGCAUACCAAUGGCUUUUGCUUUCCUCCUCAUACCAAAAAGCUAACCCUAACUCUUCAAUUGUUAAUUCUUGAACAGUUAUUCACAUAAUGUGCCUCUUAAGAUGGUGCUUUCUAUGUAAUGAAGAUAUUAUUGUCUGAAGAUUGUGAUCAAGUUUGCAAAAGCUAAAAUGAGAUGUACUCCUUUGUUUAUGAAGUUCUUUUUUCUUUUUUAAAUCUUGUGAGAAUCUGUUUUAAAGUAUAUUUUAGCUUGUAUGAACUUCAUUUCAAUGUUUUUAAUAUUUGACAUUUUGCUGAGACUCUUAAGCACUCCAAUGUUCUGUUUCUCAGACCAUACUCACCAAUGUUUGACCACAAAUCAUUGUUGUUUUUGCCAUCGGUUUCUGCUCAUCAAGUAAACUGUAAUUUUAGACAUAUUAUAGAAAUUGUGAUGCAUGCAAUUGAAUACCAAAAUCUUUUUUUUUUACUAUGUUUAUGUGCAGUAUUUGGCUUUAAAUUAAAUAGGAAGAUCUUAAUCGGACUUCUUGGAUUUGCAUUGAACUAGUCCAUUCUAAGGACAUUAUAGGUGUGACACAGGAUUUUCCACUUCUACUUGAUGAUGUAGUCAAACCAUUGACUAGUUGAAAGUAGCUUUACUAGUACAACAUUUGUAUCUAUUUAUGUAGCUUUUCUUUGUUUUUCUCUUAGCACGUCUAUAUUUGUUAUGCUUGUGCUAUUUACAAGAAUAAGCUUCAUAUACUUUUUUGUUGCAUUCAUGUCUAGUAACUGAUGCAGUGAUGAAAUUAUUACAGAGGAGAAACUGAAAUAACAAAUUUAGAUCUCCUUCCCUGUAAGCAUGGAGUUGCAGUAGGUCUCAAAUGCAGUGCCAUGGAGAUUUUGUGAGUAUGUUCUUGUUUUUGGUUGUUUUUUUGGAAAAAUGCUUUGACCAGCUAAAAUUGAGCAUAAUCUGGAUUGCAGCAGAGCUGUGUGUUGAUGCGUGCAUUAGUGUAUGUACAGUAUUGCGGUUGAAUGUCAAGUGGGGUCAUGUAAAGAGGUUAAAUCAGUAUGUGGGCCAGCUGCCUCAGCUGGCAUAGAACCCCCCACAAGUCCACGACAGAAAAGAUCAGAUCAGCCAUGAAACGGUUAAUCUAGAGAUGUGCUCAAUUGUGUGGAAUGGAAUCAUAGCACGCAGUCCUAAUCCUGAGGCUGUAAGGGAUAAAUAUUGACAUCGUGUUGACGGAUACAAUCACAACAUGUCUGUGUGGCCGUUUCAGUCAUGGUUCAUGGUUUUCAGAAAGAUAUCUACAUUAAAAAAGUAUUGAGUAGGAUGUUGUCCAUCUUUAAGCCUACUAUAAUAAUUUUAAUUUGAAUAGCUGACCAUUUAAUCUUACUCACUUGUGAUAAGGUAUUCAGUAUAACUUGGUCUAUCAUCGACUUCAUGAAAAACAUAUUUGAAAACGUAAAUUGAAUGCAAAUAGUUAAUUGACUUUAGCUCUGCUCUAUGAUUAUCACCAUAAAGACAUUUAAUGGCAAUCUGAAUAUACUUAUAGGUAUAUAGGUUCGCACACAAAUUUUCUCAAUUUAAUUGUUAAUUAAAUUAUUUGAAUAUGUGAUAGUCUAACAGGACUUUUGACUUUCCUAAUGAUUCAGCCUAUAACUGUGGAAUCCCUAACAUUGACCAUAUUUAUGGUCUUUCUUUUCAUUUUUUCAUUUUUCAUUUUUUAAUCAACUCGUGGAUGUACUGCACAUUUAAUGUUUUUGCCUGCAAUUUUGUACAAUUCUGUAAUUUGAAUUAAUGUAUGUUUUGAAUAAAUUUUUACUAUAAUGUUACCUUUAUGGUAAUUUUCUGCUUUACAGUAUGUUGACACCAAGGUUACCGGAAGGCUGCUGGCCCAUCUUGUACCAAGCCACUGAGAGAUUUAAUUAUAUUUUUGCCUUCUCUUCUUGUUUUUUUCUUUGUUUUUUCAAUUGUGUAUUCACCCUUUGUGUCUUGUCAGACACUAUCUAUGGUGGAAUUUCAUUUAAGCCCUAAAAGCUUCCAUUUGACCCUGAGGAGGAUGAUGAGUUCCUGCUGGCUCAUGUGCUGUUGAGUCCUUGGGCACAUAUUUGUCACUCAAGAAGUGUUUUGAUUAUUGUAUAUUCUUUUAAACGUAAACCCACGAAAUUGUAAUUAAAAAUAUAUAUUUGAAACAGA